Limulus polyphemus (Atlantic horseshoe crab) is the source of this 1513-nucleotide messenger RNA. RefSeq names its product trissin receptor-like. The record is from RefSeq and is a predicted model, not a curated record. Lineage: Eukaryota; Metazoa; Arthropoda; Merostomata; Xiphosura; Limulidae. Gene Ontology annotation, molecular function: neuropeptide Y receptor activity. Bases 49 to 1500 code for a protein of 483 amino acids. Gene Ontology annotation, biological process: G protein-coupled receptor signaling pathway. Gene Ontology annotation, cellular component: plasma membrane. The transcript is spliced from 2 exons.
UCGAGAAGAAUCAUGACGUUACAGAUAUAUUUCUUUUAAUCUCACUAGAUGUCUCUAAGCGGACUCGAAGCGAUGCAGGAUUAUAUUGCUGUAGACGUAGAUGAAAAAUCGUUCCUGUACCCCAACAGUAGCCAAAUUUCGUACAACACAACAAUGGGAUCUCAGUCUCUCUUCAGCGGGACUGAAAAAACUGUUUUAAUUGUUGCUUACACGUUCGUCUUCUGUUGUUGUAUAUUUGGAAAUCUGCUUGUUAUGGUUGUCGUGUUUCUCCAACGACGUCUACGCACUGUAACAAACUUCUUUUUAACGAACCUGGCUGUGGCUGACUUCUGCGUUGGCGUAUUCUGUGUUUUCCAGAACCUUUCCCUGUAUCUGAUGGACAGCUGGCCCUUCGGUAACUUCCUGUGUAAGAUGUAUCACUUCAUCCAAAGUUUGAGUUAUAACACGUCAAUAGCUAUCUUGAUGGUUAUCUGUGUCGAAAGAUAUGUCGCUAUUAUCUACCCGCUAUGGAGUAAACAGGCUGUUACGUUGGGUCGUUUGCGUGCUGUAAUAACGAUAGUUUGGUUGGUUAGCGCCCUCUAUUGUUCUCCUCGGCUCAUAAUGUACGGAACUGCCGAGCUGCCCUCUGUUUCCGGUUCAUCGGUGGAAUGUUUCAUGCAGCGCCGAUUUUACGAUUCUGAAAUUUACGACAUCGCUAAUUUUGUGUUUCUGUUAGUAAUCCCGUUGGUCGUCAUCGUCGUACUGUACUCUAAAAUUGCUAUUCAUUUGUGGAAAAGUAGUGUAGACUCCAUGGAGUGUGGAGAGGUGGAGCUCAGGCACGUGCGUCAGGCUUUAAGUAAGAAGAGCUUCUCUCUCAGAGAAUCUCAUUCUAACCUUCAUUUGUGUUAUGGCGGCCAUACAGGGAGCCUUAGCCAUGUCCACGGCGCCCAUUUUGUGGUAAGAAAAAAUGGCGGGAUCUGUGUGUGCCACGAAAUCCGUUUAUCUGUAAUGGACGAAUCUGAGCUCGCCGUCAGGGAGCACUGUUGUUAUUGUAACAUGACCAGGAACAUCCAAGAACCCAGCACGAGCGGGACUCGGAUGAAUCAGUCGUCAACAAGACGGAACAACCAUGGCGUCUCGUUUCAACAACACUGUCUUACACAAGCUCCAAAGACAAUAAUAAGAGCUAGAAGGAAAGUGUUACGUCUUCUUUUGGCCGUUGUCUUGUGUUUUGCUUUUUGUAACUUACCUUUCCACGUUCGUAAGCUUUGGCAGUAUUGGUCUCCUCAUUUUGACGGCACCAGUAAAAGUUCUGUCUUCUUCACUAUGGGCACAACCCUGUUACUAUACUUUAAUUCCGGUAUAAAUCCUAUUCUCUACGCGUUCCUCUCAGAAAACUUUAGAAAUUCGAUGAAAGAGGUGAUGUGCUGCAGAAGACACCCAGUCAUCAGUCGUUUCGCUUCUUGUCGCUCAACCCCGCGUGCUGCACAUCAGGAACGUACAGUUAUCCAAACUAUCUAACCACUGUUCUCGU